Messenger RNA from Miniopterus natalensis, 1219 nucleotides. Lineage: Eukaryota; Metazoa; Chordata; Mammalia; Chiroptera; Miniopteridae. The record is from RefSeq and is a predicted model, not a curated record.
GACUUGAGCUGCCGCGGGAUGAAAUGUGGCCCAUUUGGCAUCAACAGCAUUUUAUAUCAGCGUGGCAUUUAUCCCUCUGAAACCUUUACUCGAGUGCAGAAAUACGGACUCACCUUGCUUGUGACCACUGAUCCCGAGCUCAUGAAGUACCUGAACAAUGUGGUGGAGCAACUGAAAGACUGGCUGUACAAGUGUUCAGUGCAGAAGCUGGUGGUAGUCAUCUCGAACAUUGAGAACGGGGAGGUCCUUGAAAGGUGGCAGUUUGAUAUUGAGUGUGACAAGACUGCCAAAGAUGACAGUGCGCCCAGAGAAAAGUCUCAGAAAGCAAUCCAAGACGAGAUCCGCUCCGUGAUCAGGCAGAUCACAGCUACCGUGACCUUUCUGCCACUGCUGGAAGUGUCUUGUUCAUUCGAUCUGCUGAUCUAUACGGACAAAGAUUUGAUUGUACCUGAAAAGUGGGAAGAGUCAGGACCACAGUUCAUUACCAAUUCUGAGCAGGUCCGUCUGCGUUCCUUCACGACUACAAUCCACAAAGUGAACAGCAUGGUGGCCUACAAAAUCCCUGUCAAUGACUGAGAUGAGCCGGGAAUAGUGGUAGAAUUCUUGAUGUGUGUUUCCUGAGACCAAGUCAGCCGUAGUUCAUGUUCUAUUUCAUUGAUUAAUUUUUAGAUGGGGAAAACUUAACAUUGUACUUUAUUGAACUGUGUAUAUUGUCCAUUUUUUGGUACCUGCUUGGCUUUCCAUGGGGUUGUCAUUUUUUGCCCACUGUCAAAGGGAACCAGCAAAUUACAUCAGCACUGUAAUGUCAGUUCCUUUGAAGGAGGUAACUGGAGAUGGAAAACUUUUGCUAAAAAGCUAAAUGUUUUCCUAAAUCAGACCUUUUGGUUAUCAAGUAGCUUGACUCAGUAUAGGUAAAUGUGAAACAGCAAAAGGAGUCUGAAUAUUCAGAAUUUUUGUUUAUUCCUAAAGUAACUGAUAAUCCACAAUCACAAAAUAUUCCUAGAAGGUCCUUUUGCCGUUUAUUUCAUUUGUAUAGUUUCCGUAUUGAAAAAAUCUCCAAUUCUUUGACUUUAAUGUAUAUAAUUUACACUUCCAAAGCUGUCCCUAUUUCUCCUGUCUAAAUUCUGGUGAUACAGAACUUUUAAUGUCUUUUUGUGUUUUUUAUAAAAUCAAGGUUUAAGUGACAAUGAUAAAUAAAGUUAAAUGUGUAUGUUUUAAA